AUGGCGAACUCGAUACCAGUGAUGACAAAGCCUGGCCAGACAGUACAUGUGGGUCUUGACGGAUUGGCAAUUCCUUCGACGUCCGUCCGUCAUCAAACGGCCUUGAACAAUGCGAACAGCGCUGGGGCGCGAAGAAACCUUACCAGAGGUGGUCCUAGCUUGAUAGACAUUCUCGGUGCAGCCGAAUCAUCUCCGCAUGUGAGCUCGAGCACUAGUAGUCAUCCUACGGUUGGCAGUCAUGCAACACCGCUGAAUAACGAGCGCUCAUCUGGCACGGCAGACACCCAUCAUGGCUCUAUAGCGGCACACAGUGGUAACAAUGUCACUUCCCAGUCUCCUGCGCAUUUUUCAGUUCUCCCGCAUGUCCCUAGCGGCCCGGACCUGGCUUCUGGAGCAACGAACUCGACCAACAGUAGCGUUCAAAUCUGUCAGCGGAUGGACGAAGUCAGUGCGCGCAUGAUUGCGAUGGAAGAGAUGGUCACCAAGCUUUGCUGCAAGAUCACAGACCAGGAUGCGUCUAUUCAGCAGAUGCGGGAACAAAACGAUCGAUUUCUAAACGUCAUUUUAUCUGAAAUUCGCCAGAUAAACCACAGUAUGCCCGUUUUAGAUAAUCCCGAUGACAACGAAAAAGAUGGCUUUGUUACGGACUUGCUAAACUCAAUAACCAACGUGAGCUCCAACUAUCUGAAGAGGGUCAAUUCAAAGCAAACGCAAAGAUAUAAGCGCCAGCGCUCUUCUUUGAGUGAACCAGAGAAUCAUCCGUCGAAACAGUCAGUAUCUUCUCCUCCUUCAGCACAGGCAUCAUUACAUGACAAUGACAAUAACAAUGACAAUGACAAGGCUAUCAAUAUUGCUGCUAUGGCACGGCAACGGUCCCAGACUACUGAAAGACAGGCGCUUUCAGUGUCUCAAAAUGCUAACACUACGAAUUCUUCCGCUUUGGCGCUGCCAACGUAUCUCACUCAACAGUCCUUUACCCUGAAUCCAAAUGGCAUCAAACGUAGAAGAGCUAAUACGGUGGCAAAUAACAAUACUCCCACGGUCAUUCAAGGACAUCAGGACUUGGCUGCAUCUUCUAAUGGUUUGGGGUCGACAAGCUUACCAAAUAUAGCCCUGGAGAACAUGUCUCGAAAAUUCGGCCCUCACAUGAACACCAAUUUGUUCCCAUCUAUGCAGGAUGCGACAAUCGCUAACUCGAGAGCUCGAAGUCGGCCUAUCGACAUCCAGGUGGGCUCGGAUAGCGCAUUGGACACGGAUUCGUCAGAUGAAGAAGACGGGUACCAAGAAGAAGACGAGGAUCACAAUAGCGACGCGUUCGGGUCCCAGGUGGACAUUCGAGCGACCAGUGGUCGUGGUGCCGUAGGCAGGCCCCAGGAACUGAAUUACGAGUCAGCUUACGCCGAUUUCUUCGAGCCGUCUGCUCAAAACAUGUCGCGGUCGACUAGCAGCAGAUACCAGCGCGAAACCGGUGCAAACCAACCAAAUGCAAGGCCUCCACGGAGGACGAAUUCGAAGGGCCACGAACGAGACCUGAACUACACGUUGUUGAAGGCGCCUGCGAACGUCAGAGCCAUAUGGCAAGAGUAUAUCGAGGGUGUCAACGGCAACCCGUCUGUGAAGUUCCUGGAGGACGCGUACGGCAACAAAUGGCGACUUAAGAAGAACGUCAAGACUUUUGCAAGAAGGAAGCGGCUUUACAAGUUUAUUUUGAACGGCCUGAAACGGGGCCACAGUGCUGAUGAGAUGAUUGAUCUUUUGGAAAAGCGAAGAAUCUACAAAAACGAGCAUGGAGAAGUGAAAAAACGUACAAUUGGAUGGCUACAGCAAAGUUUGAGUGGCAUUUGA
Molecule: messenger RNA, 1845 nt
Organism: Lachancea sp. 'fantastica'
Lineage: Eukaryota; Fungi; Ascomycota; Saccharomycetes; Saccharomycetales; Saccharomycetaceae
Source: the annotation of a GenBank genome assembly